Molecule: messenger RNA, 966 nt
Organism: Haemonchus placei
Lineage: Eukaryota; Metazoa; Nematoda; Chromadorea; Rhabditida; Trichostrongylidae
Source: the annotation of a GenBank genome assembly
AUGCUUCGCGACGUUAAUGACAAGCGCAAAUUAUAUGCGAUGAAAGUGGAAAAACAAAAUGGUUGUGAAAGGCCUAUCUUGAAACUCGAUGUCGCAGUGCUGUCACAAAUGCGUAACACUGUAGGAUUUCCAACGCUGAUCGUCGCGGGUAGAACGGAAUUGUUCAAGUUUUGCGUGAUGCGUCUGGUUGGACCGGACCUGAGGGCGCUCAUGUGGGCAAUGCCAUCAAAAAAGUUCUCCGAUGCAACUGCAUAUCGUAUUGCGAUCCAAACACUGGAUCGUUUGGAAAAUUUACAUGAUGCUGGCUAUCUGAACAGAGAUGUAAAAUCGACAAAUUUCGCAAUUGGACUGGGGCAUGAAUCAUCAAUCAUCUAUAUGCUAGAUUUUGGGCUGACGAGACGGUUCAGAAACGUCGACGGAACGCUGCUGAAACGGCGAGCAUGGGGGCCAUGCGUCGGUACGUAUCCAUUCUCACCGCUGGCGUCAUCAACGAUGAGAGACCAAGCGCCAAAAGACGACUUGGAAGGCUGGUUCUACAUGAUCAUGGAAAUUCUCAUUGGUUGUCUUCCAUGGUAUAAUUCGAAAAAUACACCUGAUCAUGGUCUAACUCGAGAAUGGAAGCAGUAUGCUCGUGGCGCGUUCAAAACGGAAAUGCUCAGCACUUUGCCACGCGAAUUCACACCAGUAUUCAACAAGAUCACGACAACUAGAUUCGAAGAACGACCACGAUACCAGUUCAUCCGAAAAAUGGUCUACGCCAGUGUUGCUCGACAAGGGAUUAACUUGAGAGUUCCCUAUGACUGGCAAACUGAGCCAUCCCUGCUUUCUCUCGUCAAUGACUCAUGUGAACAUGACUUGGUUCAACAGAGUAGUCCGAUUGCAAUAAACAAAGAGGAAUUCGCAGCUGAGAAGCCAAACGUCGGAAAGCCCUUCGACGCUAAUAACAUGAUAGCUGUACAGGUUUAG